GAGGGCGCUGUGUGAUCAGAGCUGCGCAUGCGCAGUGUGCCUCAUGUACUUCAUGUUGCUUCUGUUCCGCGUUUAAUCCGCUGCGAUGAGCUUUUAUUUACUGGGUAUUUCAAUAACAUGAGCAGCGUUUUUAAUGUAGACAGACUGAUUGUCUUUAUGUCAGUCCAGGAUGAGAGUGGCAGAUUAUCGACGCUUUGUUCAGCGCGCAGAAUUAAUAUGCAUCAAAUCAUAGCUUUUAUAAUCUCUCGAGGGAUUCUUCGACUGUAACUGUUAAGGUACUCUUUUUAUGAGGAACCAUAAACACUCAAAGUGUGCAACAGCAUUUAAUAAAGUCACCUAAAGAAUCAGAUCAGCAUGACCCUGGUGUUGACCCCUGCGGCUGUGUGCCAGUGCUUCACGCUCGUGUCGCUGUGCACGUCUAUCGCUGAUCCCAACUGGAUCCAGGUCCAGAACUGCUCUGAUUCGAGCAGCGGUCUCAUCUACGGUGUGGCCUUCACUCUACACGCAUAUCAGAAUCUGACAGACACAGGUCCGUUGGGUGGGCUGCACGGAUGGGGAAUGUGGCUGCUGUACUCUCUAGCUGCUCUCUGCUACAGCGCCGUCCUGUUUUCCAGUUCCUCGUUCCUGCUGGAUUUCCUCGGAGCCGCUGUCACUCGCUCGAAGCUGGUGACGUCUCUGCACACCUUGACAGCGUUCAUCGGCGUGAUGGUUGUGUGUGUGUGUGUGGCCUGUAUGAGUGUGAUUGAGCACAAUCUGCAGCGAGCGAAGAGUCAGACAGAGAGGCUCUGCAUGUCUGCAGGAGAAAGCUUCUACAUCGAGGUGUUGGGCCUGCUCUUCUCCCUCCUAGCGUGCGCUUUGGCCCUCAAGGGUCGUCCUGUACCCAUCAGGACCUGCGAGUACCUGAGCGUGGAUGGAGCGGACGGAGACACGGAGCCUUUGAUUGGUGGAGCUGAGAGAGAGGAGUAAACACACAGGGUUACACACUUCAUUUCUAACAUCUCAGAGCACGUACAGAAUCAGCUCCUUCUGGUUCAUUAUUGUGAAUCUGAAUUGAGUUGAUCACAGUGUACAGGAUCUCAACUAACAGGGAACGUUCUAAAAAUGUUCCGUUGAGGUUCCUUCAAUGUCAUGAACAAGCGUUCCUCCAGGAACAUUCAUGGAAUGUUUGUUUUGUUGUUUACUAAUGUUCUCAAAACGUUAGCACAUAAACGUUAUUUAUACAUCAUCUUCUGAAAUGUUUAAGUGAGGUGUUUUCUUUUUAAAUGUUACUAAUUGUAUCAAAAACAUUCCGAGAACAUUCAAAAGUAACAUUCUCCUCAUUAUUAAACGGAAUGUUGUUUUUUAUGUUUGAAUGACCAAGAAAACUUUACAUUUUAAAUCUUCGGAAAUAACAUUUUCAUAACUUAAUUGCUACAUCAGCCAAAUGUAGUUUGGAUGUGUUUUUGUUAGCUGGGAUGUGGAAUUGACAGGAAUUGUUUAUUUAAUUACAUUACAAUUAAAAGUAAUUGAACAAAACAGUGAAAA
Carassius gibelio (silver crucian carp) is the source of this 1524-nucleotide messenger RNA. RefSeq lists its product as uncharacterized. The coding region runs from base 355 to 966 and encodes 203 amino acids. The record is from RefSeq and is a predicted model, not a curated record. Lineage: Eukaryota; Metazoa; Chordata; Actinopteri; Cypriniformes; Cyprinidae. The transcript is spliced from 5 exons.